Messenger RNA from Cygnus atratus (black swan), 5461 nucleotides. It is a transcript of the gene MIEF1, whose product is annotated as mitochondrial elongation factor 1. The transcript has 5 exons. The record is from RefSeq and is a predicted model, not a curated record. Lineage: Eukaryota; Metazoa; Chordata; Aves; Anseriformes; Anatidae. The coding region runs from base 513 to 1907 and encodes 464 amino acids. Gene Ontology annotation, cellular component: mitochondrial outer membrane. Gene Ontology annotation, biological process: mitochondrion organization; positive regulation of mitochondrial fission.
AGGAGGGAGGCUGCGGGGCCCUGCCGAGGGUCGGGGCUGCGCUGAGGCCCCCGCCGGGAGGAGCCUGGCCCCCGAGCCCCGUCGCCGCGGCCCCCCGCAGGUUCUCCCCGCGGCUCCCCAUGGCAGCGUGGUCGCGGGAGGCCGUCCUCAGCCUGUACCGGGCUCUGCUGCGCCGGGGCCGGGCGCUGCGCUACACCGACCGCGACUUCUACCGGGCCGCCGUCCGCAGCGAGUUCCGCCGCCACCGCGGGCUGCAGCGGCCGGAGGACAGGGAGCGGCAGCUGGAGAAGGGGCAGGCUUUCCUGCGGAGCGGGCUGGGGGGGCUGCUCUAGGCCUUCUGGAGGCUCCUCCUGCCCCCCCCCCCCCCCCCCCCCCCCGCCCUCUAAUUCCCAAAUUGUGCCCGGCCGAUUAAUGCUUCCUGCCCGCCGCCGUCCUGAAGGAGCCCCGAAGGUGCCUCCGCAGUCCCACCAGGACUCCUGUGCCCUGUACAAAUGCUUUAGGUCACAGGUGAGAUGGCAGGCGCUGGGCAGCGCAAAGGCAAGAAGGACGACAAUGGCAUCGGCACGGCCAUCGACUUCGUGCUGUCCAACGCCCGGCUCGUGCUGGGCGUGGGUGGAGCGGCGAUGCUGGGCAUUGCCACGCUGGCUGUCAAACGGAUGUACGACCGGGCAAUCAGUGCUCCCAGCAGCCCCACCCGCUUGAGCCAGUCAGGGAAGAGGAGCUGGGAAGAGCCCAACUGGCUGGGGUCCUCCUCGCGCUUACUGACCCAGGACAUGAAGACUAACCUCAGCCGCUCCCUGCAGACCCUUCCCACCGCUCCUUCGGCCGCUGACGCAGACUUUUUCCGACCCACAAAGCCCAAGCCAUCUGCCAAGAGGAGUCAAGUGGAGCUGAAAAAAUCCCGCCUUCGUCUGUCUCUGCAAGAAAAGCUCUUCGCCUAUUACCGGAGGAAGGUAGCUAUCCCAGCAGACGAGCAGGCCCGGGCCAAGCAAGCAGCCGUGGACAUCUGUGCCGAGCUGCGCAGCUUCCUCCGUGCCAAGCUGCCGGACAUGCCUCUGCGUGACAUGUACCUCAGUGGCAGCCUGUAUGACGACCUGCAGGUAGUGACAGCUGACCACAUCCAGCUCAUUGUCCCUCUCAUGCUGGAGCAGAACCUAUGGUCGUGCAUCCCCGGGGAGGACACUAUCAUGAACAUUCCUGGCUUCUACUUGGUGCGUCGGGAAAACCCGGAGUACUUUCCCCGUGGGAGCAGCUACUGGGACCGCUGUGUGGUGGGAGGUUACCUUUCCCCCAAAGCUGUAGCAGAGACUUUUGAGAAAGUUGUAGCUGGCUCUAUCAACUGGCCAGCAAUCGGGACUCUCUUGGAUUACGUGAUCCGUCCGGCAGCUCCCCCGGCAGAUUUGACGCUGGAAGUCCAGUACGAUCCCGAACGGCACCUUUUUAUUGACUUCCUACCGUCCCUGACGCUGGGUGACAUCAUCCUCGUGGCCAAACCCCACCGGCUGGCCCAGAAUGACAAUCUGUGGCGACUGAGCCUGCGGCCAGCAGAAACAGCUCGCCUCCGGGCCCUGGACCAGUGCGAUUCUGGCUGCCGUUGCUUGUGCCUGAAGAUCUUCAAAGCGGUCUGCAAGUCGAACCCAGCCCUGGGUCACCUCACCGCCAGCCAGCUCACCAACGUCAUCCUGCACCUAGCCCAGGAGGAGUCCGACUGGUCCCAGGACGUGCUGGCUGAUCGCUUCUUGCAGGCGCUGAAGGGGCUGAUCCGCUACUUGGAGGCGGGCGUCCUCCCCAGCGCCCUGAACCCCAAGGUGAACUUGUUUUCGGAGCUCACCCCGGAAGAAGUGGAUGAAUUGGGCUACACCCUCUACAGCUCUCUCUCAGAGCCAGAGGUCUUGCUGCAGACGUAACGGGGCCUUACCUGGGGAAACAUUGCUAGGGUUUAGCCAAGGUGGACUUGGAUUACUGCGAAACAUGUCUCCUCCACUUCUCUCUCUCUGUCUCCUUUCGGUUCAUUAUUAUUUCCUGCUGUGGAGUUGGUGCUCCCGCUGGAUUUCUUGGUGCUACCGGUCCGUUUCCACCAUCUCUGCCCCAACAGGUACCCAUUGGCUAGGGAAAAGAGGCUGAAACUGCAGCUCUAAGAUCUUUGCAUAAAUUCUACUGAUGCUCAAGCAUCUACAAAAACAAACAAAAAACCAAACACAAUAACUAUGCACUUCUUUCUCCUGUAGUGUGCUUACUGCAGCGAGUCCACUCUGGUCUGAAGAAGGUGGAAGUGGGCUGGUGAAUCCAGUGACAACUUUAGCAGACUUGCACUGAGGUUUCCUUUCCUCCAGCCUGAUUUUGUCCUCACGUUUUUUUUCUUUGCUGUACCACACUGUCUCACUUUUCCUCCUCUUUUUUUUUUUUUUUAUUUUUUUUGGUCACUUCGACCCAGUCAUGCAGGGCAGGCUGAAUGAGAUGUUCUAGUUAGGGCUGCGUGUUGUGUUUCUGAUUGAAAUAAUGAUUACACUGACAGUAUUUAGUGCUCUGGCCCUUGGAAGAGGGGAAUGCCUGUGGCUCCUGCCCCUACAAAACCUUCUCAUCCUUUGUGAUCUGGGUGCGGGAGUAAGGCCUGAGGCUUGUCCAGUCUGCUGCAACAACCUCCAGUGCAGGCACUUCUCACUGAUGCUGUCGCAGAGGAGGGAGAAGCUUUUGUGGUCUGGCUGUGCGAGGAAGCCAAAGGAGCAGGGCUUGCCAUUCCUGCUCAGCCAGAUCUGCUGGGUGGUGCCGGUGGGAAUGGCCCUGGGAGUGGAAAAAGGACAGCUCCUCGGGUGUCUGUGGCCUAAAGGAAGAGAGGCUCCUUACGGGGGAGGGCUGGGAGAUGCACGUGAGAACAGGGACUUCUCAUCUUUUCCCUGGGAGCUUGUCCUGGUUUAUAGGAGGUGGAAGCAGGACUGCGUGCCUCACACGGUUUUGUAAUGAGCACGUGUAAGCCAGGUUCUGCAAGCCGGUGAAGCCGAUAGGACUAAACUGGUGUCACCAGAAGGGUUCUGUUCCGUGUGCUGGUAUGAGCAGACGUGUGCAGAGUUGGCAUUUAGAGAGGAGCUGGCUUGGCAAUCUGCUCUCCCUGUGUUUCAGUCCUUCCCUGUCACCCCAGAACUGAGGCCGCCUUCCCCCUUCCUCGUUCCCAUGUGCUGACUCUCCAGUGUUCCCAGUUUGCAAUUACUGCUGGAAAGCUGGUGACACCUUCCCAUUCUGUCUGUCUGUACCUGUCGGCCGUGCAGUUCUGCCCACACCUGUCCACCGCUGCUACCAGGCCGUUCUCCCUUGGCUGUCCUCUCACCUGCUGCUGGACCAUGGUGUGGAUUUUGGGGUACUUUUGGUAUCUCCUGCACUAGCCACGUGGACUCUUGAUGCUGCUUUCAGCCUUUUGGCCUGCUGUCUUCAAAAAGGGGGAGGGAGGGUGUCCGGCUGGGGCUGUGGGCAUCCCAAAUGGUAAUCUCAGCCAUUGUUACAGAAACAUCCCUGCUUUUCCCCAGCUUCAGCAGCUUUUUCCUCUUGCUGUCCAGCCUCCCUAGCCAAGAGAGGCCAAGUUUGGAGGGAGCAAGUAUCCUUUUCUCUUCCGUUCCUCUCAAGACUCAAUCCCCUUUGCCAGGGAAGUUUCAAGGUGAGUUUCAGGAGUGGAGCCACAGAGGGGAGUCUUUAGCCGUUGUUUUCUUUUCAGAGGCAGUGCUGGUGAGAUGAGGGUGGGAGCAUCUUUCUCGGACAAUCCGUCCAUUUUAGCCGACGUGUCAGAUAGUGUUCCGGAUACAGUGAUAACACGACGUUACAUUUUAAAUUAUUUAAUCCUUAGCGUACUGGUACUUUCUAGACUGCCAGAUGCAUACUUCAAAGUGCGUGUGUGUGUAUACAAAGUCUGUAGUGUAUAAAAGGUUAACAGGAAUUCCGUUUGUAUGAUUUUGUGUUCUGUAAGUUUUGCAGCAGUCACUGUUGGUCAGUUGUUGAUUGCUCUUCACUCUGGUUCCCGUAUUUUUUUCCCCUCUUCCUUUCCCUGCCCUCCACUGCCUUUCUGAUGUCAGCCUUCCUACCCUAAAAGCAGACAGAUGAGACUUGGAGCCCACGGGCUACUUGGGGAAAUUCCCCUUUCUCCUAAUUACUUGAAGGUCAACGAAAAUAUUAAAAUCUCGGGGUUGUCAGGAGUUCCCCUUAGGUUCACUUCCUCAGUGUGAUCUCACCCCUCACUUGGUGCUGACUCCAGUGCUGUGGUCUUCAUACAGGGUUGAGUAGCAGCAUGGUUUGGAAUGCUCAAAACUGUAGAUACAAAAAAAAAAAGGAGAGAAAUAAGCAGAAGGAAGCCACUGUCUUGAGCUGGCUUAAGCACAGUUGCCCCAUACAUACCUGUUUAUAGAAUUUUUUUACAUGAAUGCUUUUCCUUCUUCCUGGCAACCUAAUGAAUUAAUAUUUUAUGGCCAUUACUUGCUGCUAUUGAGCUCAGUUUGUGUAUCAAAUGGAGACUGAAGCUGCCUUUUUGCCUUUUCUGUAGACUUUGCUCCAUUUCACUUGAAUCACUACUUCCCUUUGGGUUUUUCCCCCCUCUGAGCUAGCCACAAGCCCGUUGUUCUCGGGAGGUGAACGCUCCCCUCCUACAGGCAGCCACCACAGGGGGCAAUAGCUGCUGUGGCAGUCUCAGCAAAGGCCAAAGACGUCAUGGGUCGCAGGGACACUGCAACCAGGAGUGUUGCCAGAGCAGGGGCAGGCACAAGGGGCGGCAGAGGCAGGGAAGAAGGAGCAGGGCAGCUAUGCAAGCAAUUUACACUAAUGCUGCACCCAGCUUGUGGACAAAGGGACGUUGCGGAGCCUUUGGAGCUGGCACCUUUCAGUAUUAAAUGCAGUACGCAGGCUGACAUACAGCCACGAGGGCUGUCUUAGAGGUGGGUUCCUGUCUAGUCGGAGCUGUAGCACAGAGCAGGAGGACCUGAAGACGAAUGUGAAUAGGGCAGCUCCUGGCCACCUUCCUGGCAGGGCAGCUCGGAGACAAAUUGAUUGUAAGAGGCCCAGGGCGUGCGUUGCCUGCUCGCUGCCCGGGCUCCUAGAAUGCUGUGGUGUGUUCUGGUGUAACUUAACUCACACGAGCUUUCCAUGAGACCGUCAUCUUGUUCCCUGUAACUGCAGGGCGAGGACCAACUCGCUCAGCAGUGGGUUUUUGCCGCUGCCGAGCUCCACCGCUAAUCCUUUGACUCAGAUUGAUUUCUUUUCAAGUGUUCAAAAGCAGUUACGGCACCAAGAGGCUGCUUUCUGCCUCCUGGCAGGCCGCCCUCACGGCCCUCGCUCGUAGCAUGUGGGUACCUGCAGUGUGAAGUGAAGAGAUGACGCCCCAUCUCUCCCAGGCCUGGAGGCUGUGGAUCUGUAAAGGGGAAAGUCUCAAGUGCAUGGUCUGUGACAAGAGUGCGUGAAAUUCUGAAAUAAAAUGACUUUCCACGGU